UGCAGUGCGCGAUCAUAAAUGCUGUAAAUUGGUGAUUUUAUUUGUAUAGCACGUAAGAAUCGUAAUUUGAUAAGGAUUCAGUUAUGGAAGCCGAGUCGGACCAGGUGCCGGCAAUCAAUGUCAAAGAGCCGCUGGAUUUGAUCAGGCUUAGCUUGGACGAGCGCAUUUAUGUUAAAAUGAAGAACGAGAGGGAACUCAAGGGACGUCUGCACGCCUACGAUCAGCACUUGAAUAUGGUUCUUGGUGAAGUCGAGGAGACAGUGACGACAGUAGAGAUAGAUGAGGAAACUUACGAGGAGGUCUACAGGACCACCAAGAGGAACAUUCCCAUGCUGUUUGUCAGGGGUGAUGGUGUGGUGCUUGUCUCACCGCCAAGUAUGAGGGCAGCUAUGUAAACUUGGUGUAUGUAAUAUUUCAUAUGCACUUUCCUUGUAAGCCAGAACGACGAUAUCACGUAAAUUUUACACAAGUGUAAUACAUGGUGACCUAUUUUAGAUGAUUAAGUAUGUUGGAUUGAC
This is a messenger RNA of Copidosoma floridanum, 518 nucleotides long. It is a transcript of the gene LSm3, whose product is annotated as U6 snRNA-associated Sm-like protein LSm3. Gene Ontology annotation, molecular function: RNA binding. Gene Ontology annotation, biological process: mRNA splicing, via spliceosome. NCBI's taxonomy places the organism in Eukaryota, Metazoa, Arthropoda, Insecta, Hymenoptera, Encyrtidae. The record is from RefSeq and is a predicted model, not a curated record.